GACUGGAUAUGAGGGAGAUCUCGGGAGGGGAUGAUGUUCAUCUUUUUUUUUUCUUAAAAAAUGUGAUUUUUGUGAGUUUUUUUACCAGCCUCUCUUUGACAAAACAAGAGAAGAAAAUUGGGUUGGGGGGAGAGGGGCUAGCGCGGAGAGUGUAAAAGAAACCUACGGAGUAGUAUUAUUUUGGCGCCACUCUCCCGAAAAUUGCGGCGGCUGUGUGGCAGCGAAAGUGAAAGGCUGGGACUUGGGAGUUUUCUACAGGGAAACAAUGGCGGAAGAAGUAGAAACACCGCCGCAGCAGCAGCAGCUCAACACGGGAACUGAUUCUCAGCCGGACGAAGCCUCCUCCCAAUCUUGGCCGCUCAUCAACUAUGCUCUUCCGCCGUAUCGCAGUUAUCAUUUUUACAACCAAUUCCGAACCCCUUUGAACCCUAACAACUUUUUAAAGGGCGUCAGAUGGUCACCUGACGGUUCUUGCUUCCUUGCUUGCUCCCAUGACAACACUCUUAGUAUAUUCUCAUUACCCUAUGACGAAAGUGGAUACCUUGUGGCUGAUAGUUCAGCAGCUAAAGAUACUGAUUCCUAUUCAGCAAGUGUAGAAAUUAGUGAGGGAGAGUCUGUUUAUGACUACUGCUGGUAUCCUUGCAUGUCGUCUUCAAGUCCAGAUACAUGUGUCUUUGCUACUUCCACUCGUGACCACCCAAUUCAUCUUUGGGAUGCUUAUUAUGGACAGCUACGUUGUACAUAUCGUGCUUAUAAUGCGGUGGAUGAAAUCACGGCUGCCUUCUCGAUUGCUUUCAACCCUUCAGGGACCAAGAUAUUUGCAGGUUACAACAAAUCUCUUAAAGUGUUUGAUAUUCAUCGACCCGGAAGAGAUUAUGGACACCAUUCAACUAUUGAUGGUAAAAAAGAAGGGCAAUCAGGAAUUAUAUCCUCAAUUGCUUUCUCUCCUAGCCAUAAUGGAUUGCUGGCUACCGGUUCAUAUAGCCAAACCACUGCAAUGUAUAGAGAAGAUAACAUGGAAUUGCUUUAUGUAUUGCAUGGCCAAGAAGGUGGUGUCACUCAAGUGCAAUUUUCAACAGAUGGAAACUACUUGUAUACUGGAGGGCGUAAGGAUCCUUAUAUUCUCUGCUGGGACAUUCGGAACACUGUUGACAUUGUUUACAAGUAAGUUUAAUUGGAUACUCGGUGUCCUUAAAUUGAUAUAAUUCCUUCCAUUCCAAAAAAGAGUCAUCUUUGAACUGAUAUAUGUUUUUAGUUUCCACUGUUUGGUUUGGAUGGUUUUAUGGUCACUGUGUCAUUGAUACAUAAAACUUGUUGCUCCAU
Cuscuta campestris is the source of this 1323-nucleotide messenger RNA. The record is from the annotation of a GenBank genome assembly. NCBI's taxonomy places the organism in Eukaryota, Viridiplantae, Streptophyta, Magnoliopsida, Solanales, Convolvulaceae.